Messenger RNA from Blepharisma stoltei, 1628 nucleotides. Lineage: Eukaryota; Ciliophora; Heterotrichea; Heterotrichida; Blepharismidae. The record is from the annotation of a GenBank genome assembly.
AUGGACAAUCAGCAAUUUUUUGCUCAGCCACAACCUCAGCAUUUCAUUCGAUCAGGUUCUGAUGAGAGACCACGGUAUGCUCCGUUAGGAUCUUAUUCAAAUGGAGCAUACCUACCCCAUCAGAUGAUGCACCCUGGGCAGCGAUUUCAGCUUUCCGCACCAAUUAUGCAUCCAGAACUCUAUGAAGUCAAAAAACGCCGAGACAAGUGGGCUAAAUGGGUCGAAGUAGCCUCGGCUUUGCCAAAUGACGGUGGAUUUUUGAUAGUGUGCAUUACAUCGAAAUACAUUUGGCUGAAAAUUUUAAAUAGUGUGGCAUUUGGUCGAAAAAUAAUCUGAACCCAGUAGCCUCAUAUUUAAUGCUUUUCUUAGCAAUCCUUGAUUUUUCAAUGGCACUACUUACAUAUGCUAACUCAAAUCAAUUUCAUGACCCAAAUCAGAAUCAAUUAAGACUGUCAGCUUGUGACAUUAUAAUUAAAGCAGUCGCUGAUUUAGCUCUGAUUGGCACAUCUAUGCUCGGUUUUAAAGCAAGCAAGAAAAAAGACUCACUAUCAGCAAAAAAAUAUUUAAGAGCUUUGACAUUGCUAGCUAUUUUCUUAAUUGCUUCAACAAUCAUUUGUAGCUUUGUAAUGGCAAAUAAAGUAGAAAAAGAAAGCAGAGAUAGAUUUGAGCCAGCACCUUUUCAAGAUUGGGAAUUUGGAGGGCCUGAAAUUGAUGACUCCUCAGAUGCAUACGAAGUUAAUGAAACAGAACAAAAGAAAAACCCAACAGAUUAUGGUACUCAAAACUCGAUUUAUUAUAAUAAGGUUAAUCAAAGUAAUGAACCUACUUCAAGAGAUACUGAAGCUCAUUCAAUUAGUGAGAAUAAACCCAUGGAGGUUAAGCAAGACCAAUUUUCUGCUUCUCCGAAGAGUGAAGAUUAUAAUGAAAACGGCUCAAUUGAUAAAGAAGAAAAGGAAAAAGAAGUUUCGGAAGAAGAGGAUAAGAAAAAUCAAAAUAAAAACAGACAACUUUCUUUUAUAGGAGGAGGACAUGCUGAAGGCCAUCAAGCCGAUCCUGAAGAAGAAAACAAUGAAAAUAAGAAUGGAAACAGAUUUUUGCAUUCCAAAGAAGAAAAAAAGCAUAAUAAGCAUGAAAAAAGAGCACGAUAUCAUAGAGACAAAGAUGACAAAGAUGACAAAGAUGACAAAGAUGAUAGAGAUGAUAGAGACGAGGCUAAAAAAAGAAAAAAUCAUAGAAGAAAACACAAUAAAGAAAUAAACGAAGGGAUGGGUGGGAAAAUUUAUGAUGGGAAUACAUACUACGACAGCGAAGAUACCGAUGCUAUGUAUGGCGGUAAUAGGAAUCAUCACGAUGUCAGUUUUAAAUCAAUCAUCAUUAUAUGCAUGCUGAUAAAUGUUUUGUGCACAGCAGGUCUUUGUGCAUGUAACAUUGUAUGUGCCAGAAAUCUUUACAAAUCUUCUAAGAAAUAUGAAGUUUUAACAUCACAGCAAGUGCCUGCUCCCCAAGAUUUUAUUCAGCCUAUGAUAGGUCAGCCAUAUGUAAUGCAAUCAUUCAGUUCAGUUCCUAUGAGCGCUCAAGCACAGUAUCCUGUAUUUGCUCCAGUUGGAUCAAUAAUGAAUCAGCACUAA